GGCAGCACGUGACCGCGUCUCGACCAAUCGGCGCGCGCUCGGGACCGGGCAGCAGCAGCAGCAGCGGCGAGUGGCGGCGCGGGGUGGCCGAGCAGGCGACAUGAACCUGCGCGGGCUCUUCCAGGACUUCAACCCCAGCAAGUUCCUGGUGUACUGCUGCCUGCUGCUCUUCUCCGUGCUCCUUGCUUUGCGGCUUGAUAAUGUCAUCGAGUGGAGCUACUGGGCCGUGUUCAUCCCGUUGUGGCUGUGGAAGCUGCUCGUGCUUGCCGGGGCCACCAGUGGCCUGGUCGUAUGGGUUCGCAACCCCCAGUACAGGACGGAGGGCGAGGCGUUUGUGGAGUUCAAGGCGAUGCUGAUCACCGUAGGGCUACACCUGCUGCUGCUCAUGUUCCAGGUGCUCGUGUGUGACCGCAUCGAGUCACACGGCUACCUCUGGCUGCUUGUCUUCAUGCCGCUCUUCUUCAUCUCGCCUGUCUCCGUCGCCGCGUGCAUCUGGGGCUUCCGCCAUGACCGCUCGCUCGAGCUGGAGACGUUGUGCUCAGUCAACAUCCUGCAGUUCAUCUUCAUCGCCCUGCGACUGGACAGCAUCAUAUCGUGGCCCUGGAUGGUGGUUUGCGUGCCUCUGUGGAUCCUCAUGUCAUUCCUGUGCCUCGUGGUGCUCUACUACAUCGUGUGGUCCCUUCUCUUCUUACGCUCGCUCGAGGUCAUGGCUGAGCAGCGCCGCAGCCACGUCACCAUGGCCGUCACGUGGAUGACCAUUGUGGUGCCGCUCCUUGCAUUUGAGGUGCUGUUGGUGCACAAGGUAGAUGGCAACUCCUCACUCUCCUACGUCCACAUCUUCAUCCCGCUCUGGCUGUCUCUCCUCACGCUCAUGAUCAGCACCAUUGGCCAGAAAGGAGGGAAUCACUGGUGGUUCGGAAUCCGUAAGGAUUUCUGCCAGUUCUUGCUGGAGCUGCUGCCUCCGCUGCGCGAGUACGGGAACAUCGCGUACGAGAGCGAGCGCGACACGAGCGAUGGAGGAGGCUCGCUUGCCGACGACCCGGAGGACCCGCCGCUGUACGAGACGCACAAGAUCCCGCCCAUCUUCAGCAAGAAGAUGGGGGGAGUGGUGACCCAGAGCCCCGGCAAGUACCUGGCACCCCCACCCAAGCUGUGCAUCGAUCUGCCUGACUGAUCGAGUGGCGCGUCCAGCAGCAGGGACGUACGUAACGCAGUUGUGUCAUCGCCAGCCCCAGUAAGACACGGACUAAAUGUGUUUGUGGCCCUGCCAAAACUGAUUCGCAACUGCGUUGGAGCUUUUGUUUCGUUGGUUUUUAUGAAAUGUUUAAGGUAGACUGUCAUUUUACAUGGUGAGCAAGAUUAACUUGUGGUCUGUUCCUUAAAAGGGAUCUUAGGUUAAGCCUGUUAAGAGGUCAACAUGUGAAUAUAUGUUUUGUUAAAAUCUUAGUCGCUGCGAUUUGGAAGUGCGUUCUCAACCAAAAGAGAAGUGUGCUGGGGCCAGAGUAGAGAUCUUCAGGUGUAGUUUUGUUAUUAAAUCGACUGAGAUUGCACAUAAGUCGGUAAGCCUAUAAAUCAGUGUUCUGCCCCCAUGUACAUAAUGGCCAACUAAAAGGAACGUGCAACUGGCAUUUGCCAAAAGCAAACACUGAGAUGUUUGUGCCACCGUUUUUUUUUGUUGUAACAAAUUUGAAGGUCUACACUUAGUUACAGUACCAGCCAUUGGUGCUUUUAAAUUACCAAUCCAACGUUUGCGUGUAUAACGCUGCAGCCAAUAUUAUGUUGAACCGCGCACUUUACAUUGUAUAAACUCGGUUUGCAAAAUGGACAUCACCUCCCCACUCGCCCAGUUCUACGGCCCCUGGUUAAGAGGUUGACAAUAGACGGACGUGGAGCUUACCAGUGCGACCUAAACAACGUGCAUUCUUUAAAGAAGGUUCAUGUUACCAUGCCUUCUCUGAACGUGGAGCCAACGUUCAAUAACACUCGUUAGCGUGCUUAAAGUUUUCAACCUCUGAAUGUUGAGUAAAAUUAAAUCGCCAAUUGCUCUGUUUUUUCACGGGUUUAAAGCGUUUCUUGGCAUAAGCAUGAGUAAAUAUGUACAGUAGUUACCAAACAUCAAUUUACUCAAGGUAUAUUAUUUGUAUAAACAUUGUAAAGUAAAUUCUAUCAACCCACCCAAUAGUGACCCAUUCUGGUGCAGAUCAAGUAAUGGGCAAAUCUAAGAAUUAAAAACUAACCCCACCAUGGCAUAAGCGCCACGUGGUGUUGCAAGGCAGGGUGGCACACACUUUUGAAUUAUUUAGAUUGUGUACAAAACGUAUGUAUUCUGGAAAUUGUAAAUGUUAUUUAUUGUGCAUUUAACGUUGCUUUGAUACAGCCUUAUUUUUUCCAAUGUAAUUUUUUUAAAGUGUGUAACCUGAUUUUUUUUAAUGUUAAAGUUCACUGCUUUGUUUUGUAGUUGACAGUAAAAAGGCCUAAUUUUAAGUGGAAUUUUGAACAGUUAAUGUUAUACUUCAGAAUUCCACUGUAUUGUAAAUAUUGUUCUGUAACAGCCAUUUUCAAGACUAAUAUUUGAUCAUUUUGGUAAAUGCUGAACAAAAAACUCCCAUUACAUUUAAUAAUAAGUAAUUAACACGUGGUAUGUGAAUAUAUGGGACAUGGUGCAGAAUCAAAAUAAUGCAACGGCCAACUUGUAUGUUAAAUUCCUCUCGGCGUGGGUAGUAAAAGCAGAAAAAGAUACAGCAGAGGUUGUUGGUCUCUUAAAGCUUCCUGUAACCAUUGAAACUCGGCCAGAGGUCACUUGAGUUAUUGUUUUUCUCCAACAGCACCUUUUGAUUUGAAUAUUACAUCCAAAAUUACUCCAGCUACCAUACUGGAGACUCUGCAUGCAUUCAUGUUGGCCCUAACGUUGCACUAAUUCGUGCGAGAUACUUAUUGCUAAUGAGGUGCAAAAUAAGCAACUUUAAAUUAAAUCCAUGACACAUCCAUAAUUUGAAUGUUUAAUGCGAAUAAACUACAAAUUUUGUUUAAUAUGCAUACAGUGUAAACCAGUUAAGCUUACAAAUGUUGCAUAUAAAUGUCGGUGUUUUAAAUUUUUGUUUGCAAUGUGUGGUUGUACCUCAAGAUGCCAAAUAAAUUAGCGUGUCCCCCCCCCUCAAA
Lethenteron reissneri (Far Eastern brook lamprey) is the source of this 3159-nucleotide messenger RNA. RefSeq names its product transmembrane protein 185A-like. Lineage: Eukaryota; Metazoa; Chordata; Hyperoartia; Petromyzontiformes; Petromyzontidae. The record is from RefSeq and is a predicted model, not a curated record.